GCAUUUUGAAGAUUGCAACGACCGUGUGAAGUCUACAGAACUGAGAUACAGGCUGCGAAGAUGGUGCAGCUUUAUUCUUCUGGAGCCCUCCGCUUUUCCUUGUUGUUUGCAACUGCCCUCCUUAGCUCUCCUUCUCUCACCGUGGCCCAGCAAGGAAUUGCCACCAAUGUGACCUUCAUUCAUAUCAACGAUCAUCAUAGCCACUUUGACGAAAACACGAUGGACCUGUUUGACGAUGCCAUCCCUUCGGGCUUGAGUGUCAAUACAUCCGCUCUGCGCAUGUACCACGGUGGUGCGGCCCGUUCCGUCGCUCAAAUCAAAGCCCUGCGGGCAGCCGCCGAAGCCGAUGGUCAGGAAGUCUGUGUUUUGCACGCUGGCGACGCCAUCACCGGCACGAGCUUUUACAGCUUUUACGGCCCCGCGCCGGAUGCCGCCGUCAUGAACACGGCUGGCUACGACGCUUUGGUGGCUGGGAACCACGAAUUCGACGACGGAGACGCAAAUCUUGCCAACUUCACUCGACUCCUCAAUAACCCUGUCUUGUCCUACAAUCUCAAUCCCGGGCCGGAUUCGGAACUCAACAACCUUGGCGACGACUCAAUCCAGCCAUUCCUGAUCAAGACCUUGUCGAACGGAGAACUCCUUGGCAUCUGCGGCAUUACCACAAAGACAUCUACGGAAGAGUCGUCCUUUCCUGACGAAGGCACGACUAUUGGUGAAGAACAGGCCUCCGCUGAAGCUUGCGUUGCCGAGUUGCAAACCCAAGGUAUCAACAAGAUUGUGCUCCUGACACACGUUGGAUACGACACUGAUCUCAACGGCUUUGCAGCUAUUGAUGGAGUGGAUGUGAUAAUUGGUGGGCAUUCUCAUUCUCUCUUAGGUGACGCCCAAGCGUUAUCUCCGGUUGGCUUGGUCCCAUCCGCAGAGUACGCCGCGAUUGUUAGCGGUACCUGUGUUGUCCAGGCUUGGGAAUACCACAAACUAGUUCCAAAACUUGAUGUAGCGUUUGAUGCGGAUGGGAAUGUUCUUUCGUGCAACGGCGAAGUAUACUUUCCCAUCAACCCAAGCCGUUUCACGGUACGUGAUCGUCCCGACGAAGAGCGAUUUGACCUCAACGAAGCCGAUGCUUUGGUUAUGCGCAAUUAUUUGCUUGAGCUUGGUAUUUUCACGGAUCCAGGUGAAGAGGCCGAAGUUGUUGCGGCUCUGCAACCUUUUCGUGAUAGUUUGGAAGAAGUUGCGUCGAGGAAGGUCGCUAUAGCUGCCGAAAACAUUUGCCACACGCGGGCCGAUGGUUCAGACCCGAAUUGUCCCGGGAAGGAAGAUCGGUCGAGAGUUGGUGGUGGGGUUUGUUUGAUUGUUGCUCAAGGCUUUCUCUUCAAUGUACCAACAGCUGACAUUGCCAUCCAAAAUGCUGGAGGCUGUCGUGGAACGAUUUUUGAAGGUGAUUUUACAUUCGGAAACGCCUUUGAAAUCUUACCCUUUUCAAAUACAUUAGUGACUUUGGAGAUGACAGGAGAUCAGAUUCGUAGGGUUUUAGAGGACUCGGUAAAUUUCUUUUUGGAUCCGACUAUAGGUGGAGGCGGGGGAUCAUUUCCAGUUUCUGCAGGACUUCGUUGGCAUGUCGACUACACUGCUGAAUUCGGAAGUCGCUUCUCGAACAUUGAAGUGAAUCGUCGUUUGGAAGAAGAAUGGGAGCCUUUGGAUUUGCAAGCCGUUUACAACGUUGUAACCAACAACUUUAUUGCAACGCCUCGUGAUGGAUACUUAACAUUUGAAGAAAUUGACCAGACCUCGGACGCGUACGUUGAUACUUUCGUACUUUACACCCAGUCCCUUAUUGACUACGCUUCGGAUCUUGGAACCCUUGAAGAGCCCGAAAUCGAUGAGUACUCAACACAGGUUUUGACCUUAGUGAACGGAACGACUAUUGACAUUCGUGAAGCUCAACCCAUAGUUCCAACCGCCGCGCCUGGCGGUUCGUCUAGCUCGAGCGUCACGUCUGCUACUGUUCUCUACGUCCUUGUUGGCCUAGCUGUGCUUGCUGCUAUCUAG
This is a messenger RNA of Phaeodactylum tricornutum CCAP 1055/1, 2052 nucleotides long. RefSeq lists its product with no specific name. Gene Ontology annotation, biological process: nucleotide catabolic process. Gene Ontology annotation, molecular function: hydrolase activity. Lineage: Eukaryota; Bacillariophyta; Bacillariophyceae; Surirellales; Neidiaceae. The coding region runs from base 61 to 2052 and encodes 663 amino acids. The transcript is spliced from 3 exons. The record is from RefSeq and is a predicted model, not a curated record.